AAAAAUAACGGUCACAAAACAAAGAAAAAGAUCCAACUCCAAAAAUGAAAAGGAAACAAGUAGAAGAGGAGGAGCAGGAGGAGGAGGAGGAGACAGCAAGGCUUAUUUCCUGUAAAGUGGUAGAAUAUUUAGAGCCAGUGAUGUCAAAAGAGCUUCUCUUCAAGUUCCCAGAUAACUCUGCCUUCGAUUUCGACUACGCUCAGAGCUCAAUAUGGUCUCCUUUAGUGCCAAGAAAUUACAGCCCCAUGGAUUUGGACUUGGUUACUCCAACAAAAAUAGCAUUUGGGUUUGUCUCAGAAUUGGACAACAAGAACAGCGGUAGAAGUGGUUCCAAGAAACUCAGCUCCAGCAUCAAGAAGAAGAAGAAGAUGAUGAUGAAGAAGAUGGCUAUCAGUACAACUGCCUUCAACGGUAGUCUUAGUAAGUUGAAGAUAAGGAAGCAUAAGGUUAAGGUCUCUGAGUUCUCUCCAACUUCAAUUAAGACUUCUUGUGUUCCCUUUGCUACCAAGGGAUGGAAUAAAGUGCUGAAAGCUGCCACAAAACAUUUCAAGAAAAGGAAGAUGAAAGAUCCCACAGCCCAUGUGAAGCUUUCCAAUUAUUUGAGAGAUGUAUAGCAAUUGAAUUAUUGAAUUCAUUGCUCAGCUGAUUUCAAUUCCUUUGUGAUUGUUCUCAACUAGAUUAAUCAAUUGGAUGGUAUCUAGAUUGUAUUUGUAGCACUUAUUCUUUAAAAGCUAUAAUAAAUUUCAGAUUCUCUUGUCAAAAA
Molecule: messenger RNA, 763 nt
Organism: Populus euphratica (Euphrates poplar)
Lineage: Eukaryota; Viridiplantae; Streptophyta; Magnoliopsida; Malpighiales; Salicaceae
Exons: 2
Coding region: 45-614 (189 amino acids)
Source: RefSeq, a predicted model, not a curated record